This is a messenger RNA of Durusdinium trenchii, 2928 nucleotides long. NCBI's taxonomy places the organism in Eukaryota, Dinophyceae, Suessiales, Symbiodiniaceae. The record is from the annotation of a GenBank genome assembly.
UUCGAACUUCGAUCUGUAUUCUCUUUCAGGGACGCCCCAUGGUGUCAUAUUGAAUAAUGUUAGUGAAAAACAUCAACAAAACCCAAACUACUGCAUUCUUUAGCCAAUCGGGCUGGGUGGGGUCCAGUGUUGGUGAAAGCUGUUGUGAUUUGUCCAUUAUCCAUGCGAGUCAUGGACAAUAAUUUACUUUGCUGAGCUAGCCUGGGCCUGGGCCGGGCGGUCAAUGGCCUUUUGGGGGUUCCACUUGUUUGGCUCAUACAAGUGGCGCCAGCUCACAUGGAGAGAUCAACUUGCCUGCGGCUUCUUCUAUUUGCGAUUGGGUGCUCAGCUGACUUUGUGGCACAGCCUCCAACAUGCCAAAGCGAGGGGCAAUGCUCUUCGCUCUUUUCGGUGAGAGCAUGCGGGAGUCCAAGUCUCAUCGAAGAGGCACUUGUUCCAGUCACGAUGACGCUGGAGCUUUGUGCUGAAGUCUGUCGGCAAACCAUCAGCUGUAGGUUCUUCACGUUGGAUGGACAGACAUGUCGGAGCUUCUCAGCCUGCAAGGAUACAGGUGAGAGUACAGAGGUGCAUGACGUGCACGAGCUCCCCUUGAACCCUGCGCGUUGCGGGUGGGACUUCGAGGCAGAGCGCCAGGAACAAGCUCACCUAGCACAGGUGGCCGCUACUUUGGAAGGCGGUGCCCUCCAGCAGCUGUUAGCAGAUGCUUCGUUACACCACGUGCAAGCACCUCAUUUUGCCGAUUGCCCCGUGGGUGGUGCAGCCAUCCGAGUUCUUCAUGUUUGGGCGGCUUCAUCUUACCAUCAUGGCUGGAAAGCAUCGGUGGCCUUUGCCACGGAAGCUCCUGAGUUGCCGUUUGCACCGGAGCUGCGCUUGCUGUUGGAUGUGCCAUGGGUCUCCCUUGGCCAAACGCCCUGGGCCAAACCAUUCUUUCAGACUUUGGCGCAGAUAGCAGUUGCCCUCUGCCGCCGCCUGGAGAAUGGGCGCCGGCCUUGUUUGAGCAAGGCACGCCCACACUGCGAUCCACCGCGUGCCUUACGCAGAGUGAAGCGUGGGAGAAGCAAGGAGGAUCUGGGAGAAGCCCAACGGUUAAUCAGCCAAUGUGCGCCAGGCAAUCGGUUGUCUGAGCUUUUGCGUGCCAAGGGAAUCUCAGGACUUCUGCACCGGCUGGCUCAGCUGGCACCAGAUGCUCCCGAAACCUCGAAGGACUCCCCCCAGCCUCUUUGGGCACCUUGCCAGGGAGAAGCACAAGCUUUGCGGCUUUCGUCUCUGGCGGUGCGCCAGGAGAUCAUUCACAAGGAGCUGGCGGCCAUCGCCCUCGCAGCCUCCGGACGAAGCUGUGGAGUCCAUCGAGUCCAUGGUCAGAGGGUUCGACAGGUGGAUCUCCUGGUUUUUGUGGAACGCUUGCAUGCAUCUGAGCAAGUGAGUGGCUUCUUCAAUGAGAUCACUGAAAACCGCUGUGAGAUGGAUGUGUUCUCCCAUUUCCACCGAGUUUAUUGCAUUCAGCCUGGAUGGCUCCACCUGGCCUUUGUGACCUCAGGGCUUUUGAUCCACCCUCCCUAUGGGCCUGGCACUUGGUCUUGUUUUCUACCUGAGAAGGCCAGUGAAGUUCAACUGAUCGAUCCGGUGUUGUGGCAAAGGCCUUUGCAACUGAACCUUGGCUUCGUCGAUGUGCCGGUGAAGCGCUACCGAUUUACUGCUUGCCCGCAGCCCUUCUACAGGCUUCAGACCAAUCAGCAGUUGGUGCAAGACUGGCUUGAGUACCAUCGAAGCAUGGGAAUUGAGCAUUGGACAAUCUAUGACUUGGAUGGGACAGGUGCUGAGUUCCUGUCUAAUCUCCCCGAUGUGCAGCUCAUCUCUCACUAUCCAGACGUUCUGGGCUCGCCCCGCUUAGGCGAGGGCAACCGCUGGAACCCAAUCUGUUUGGAGGCCAUCGCGCUGACGCAGUGCUUUUGGCGAUACCGGGGCCGAGCAGAGAUGGUCUUUUCCAUCAAGUCCUUUGAUGAGUUCCUUGUUUCGGUGAAGCAUCAACAAGCUGGCCUCGUGCGUUUUCUGGAGCUGGCGCCUAGCUCGGCUCCGUCCGUCCGGCUCCCGGCCGUGAACUAUGGGGGGCCCAUGGGCGAUCCAUCUCUGCCGCUGGUGGGGCGCUUCCGAUGGCACACGGGGAAGCUCUAUUGGCACCUGGCUGCUGGGCGACCUGAACAGAUCUUAUCGGUGAACACCACGAGUGCUUGGCCAGAGCCCCCAGCGCAGAUGGCGAACUUCUUCCAUCCAGACGAUUUGCGGGUGAACCACUACGUAGAUGCACUGGGGCCACGUGGCUCGCAGGUCUUCAAGCAUGAGGACCCUCCGGAGGUCUUGGCCUGGGCCGUCGGACGCCCCAGGGAAACCUCAGCAGAGUCGAUGCUGGGGCGGCUGGUGGCGGACAGUUUGCACAGCUGGAGGCUGGGAGAUCUUGAGCUCAUCAACCGCUCGAUCCUUCGGAUGUCGCCUCCCUCCCGUGUGGCACUGGCAGUGGCUCCGGCAGCAGAGGAGCAGGAGGUCAUGAAGGUGCUGCAAGAUGGUUUCCAUACGGGUGAUGCAGAUAGGGAUGGAUUGCUGGCAUUGGAUGAAUUCGAGAAGCUGGCGCUACCUUCAGGGUGGGAUGCCCACUUACGUCGGCGUAACUUCCAUUACAUCGGCCUGUUCCUUCAUGCCUGGGUGGCUGAAUCCUCUGCGCAGAGCAUCUUGGAGGAGAUUGAUCAAGACGAAGAUGAGAUGCUCUCGUUUGAUGAAUGGUCCCAAGGGAUGCUUUGGUUGUGCCGGCGCCGGGACCUCAUGGCGGCGGCCCAAGACUUGCUCAGCUGGUCGAAGCGGAAGCCAUGGAAACAGGAGGAUCUGGCCCGAACAUCGGGAGCACCCAGGUGGGAAGAAGGAGCAAGGCAUUUGUAG